Molecule: messenger RNA, 1327 nt
Organism: Cyclopterus lumpus (lumpfish)
Lineage: Eukaryota; Metazoa; Chordata; Actinopteri; Perciformes; Cyclopteridae
Gene: ift46
Product: intraflagellar transport 46 homolog (Chlamydomonas)
Exons: 5
Coding region: 342-1277 (311 amino acids)
Biological process (GO): intraciliary transport; cilium assembly
Cellular component (GO): motile cilium; intraciliary transport particle B; centrosome
Source: RefSeq, a predicted model, not a curated record
AAAUACUAUUAUUAUUUUAUAAAUACUAUUGUUAUUAGUAGUUUUUUGUAAAAACUAUUAUUAUUAUUGUUGCUAACUUAUGGUCCAACACUAGAUGGAAGUGUUUCCUUGUUUGUUUCUCCACUGGAUUUAAAUAAAGUUAAAAUAAAAAAAACGUCCCGUGAUGCAUUGCGGGCUCCGUUGCCAGGAUACAGCUCUCAGUGGCUCGUUAUCUCAACUUUAGAAACAGAACGAGUCUUUGUUUCAUCCGGUAAACCGUCGGUGAAGUCCUCCGGUUUGCUGGUUUCUGAUGCUCGUCGGUAACCGGAACAAGAACCUACAACGCGAAACCGGAGGGUCCCAUGGAGCGAGCCGAGCGGGAGAGAGACGCCAGCCUGCUGAAGAACCAGCCGUACGACGAGAGCCUGGAGGUGUUGGACCCGGAGGAGGUGCACAGCCCGCAGUCGGAGUCCACGAGGAGCAGGAGGGGGCGUGGCCUGAUAUCGACCAACAGCGACGAUUUUGACGAGGACCGCGCUCCUCAGCCGACGAGCGAGGAAGAGGAGGAGGAGGAAGAAGAAGAGGAGGUCUCUGAUGAAGAGGAUUCUGAUGAAGACGAGGAUCCCUGUGAGGCUCCCGAGGGGGUGUACGACCCCGCGGACUACGCCAACCUGCCCGUCAGCACCGAGAUCAAGGAGCUGUUCCAGUACAUCACACGCUACAGCCCCCAGGCCCUGGAGCUGGAUCACAGCCUGAAGCCCUUCAUCCCGGACUUCAUCCCAGCUGUAGGCGACAUCGACGCCUUCCUCAAGGUGCCGAGGCCGGACGGUAAAGCGGACGGUCUGGGUCUGAUGCUGCUGGACGAGCCCAGCGUGAAGCAGUCGGACCCCACAGUGAUGUCCCUGUGGCUCUCUGAGGAGAGCAAGCAGCAGGGGGCCACCGAGCUGAAGAAGGUGACCAGUGUCCCCAGUCCCCGGAGUAACCCCCGUGUGGUGGACAGCUGGGUGGACAGCAUCGGCGCUCUGCACCGCUCCAAACCUCCAACCAGUGUCCAGUUCGGGCGUUCGAUGCCGGACAUCGACAGCCUGAUGCAGGAGUGGUCCCCGGAGCUGGAGCAGCUGAUUGGACGCCUGCAGCUGCCGCCGGCUCGACUCCACUGCGGCGCCGCCCAGUACGCCGACACCGUCUGCGCCCUGCUGGACAUCCCGGUGUACGGCAGCCGGAUCCAGUCCCUGUACCUGCUGUUCAGCCUGUACCUGGAGUUCAGGGACUGGCACCCCCUCACCCAGAGGGACUAGGGGUGUGUGUGUGUGUGUGUGUGUGUACCCGUAUAUAUAUUAUAUAUAUU